Lytechinus variegatus (green sea urchin) is the source of this 2140-nucleotide messenger RNA. RefSeq names its product EF-hand calcium-binding domain-containing protein 11-like. The record is from RefSeq and is a predicted model, not a curated record. Gene Ontology annotation, molecular function: calcium ion binding. Bases 183 to 650 code for a protein of 155 amino acids. NCBI's taxonomy places the organism in Eukaryota, Metazoa, Echinodermata, Echinoidea, Temnopleuroida, Toxopneustidae. Gene Ontology annotation, cellular component: cytoplasm. The transcript is spliced from 7 exons.
UUUUACGCUGGAUUUGAAUGAACGAAUGAGCUUUGCACGUGACAUCUGACUUUGGAACAGAGCAAAUUCGAGGACGUACAGUGUAGGGGAGUCUUGGGAAAAUAACAGGAGCAAAUCGUGGUUAAGACCAGGCCCAAGUCGUACCCUCUGCAUCAUUCUGGUAAACCACUCGAGGACAGAAAAUGUUGGAAGCUGUAAGUCGAGAUCCCGAAUUCCCGGGUCAAGAUCAUGUAACGAUUUUUCAUGAUGUUGAUGAAGAUAACAAAGGUUUCUUGUCAAGGGAGGAUGUGAAAGUGGCUGUGGUCAGACUUUUUGGAUACAAACCAUCAAAGUUUGAGGUUGAUGAGCUGAUGAAAAAUAUUGAUGGACCUGGUAUGACAUUGAAUGAGUUCAAAUCUGCAAUGAAACCCAAAUUGGCAGCACAAGACCCAGAUGAAAAAAUCAGGCAAAUAUUUGUGGCAUUUGACUCUAAAUGUAGAGGGUUUCUUACCCUUGAAGAUGUAGAGAAAGCCUGCAAGUUGGUUGCUCCAAAGAUCCAGCCUCACCAUAUCCAGAAAGCAUUCAGUGAACUAGAUGGAGAUGGUGAUGGUCGUGUAAGCUACAGAGAUUUUGAGUUCAUGAUGAAGUACACUCUCCCUGCCGGAAUAUGAAAGAUCAUUUGCAAUGCUUCCGUCUGUGAGCUGUGCACACUUGUACGAUUUGAAUGGUACAAAGCAAAGACAGGAGAUCCCUGAAUGCAUUGGUAACAGCAUAGCAUGGAUCUCCAGUACUGCAGUGCAGGCCAGGCCAGUGAGGAGAGUGAUAAUCUUCAAUGGAAUACAAGCUCAUUGGUAGGCAGAAUGUAUCUGUGAGGAUAGUAUGGCAGUGAUACCGAUGAUUGCAUCUUCUUUCCAUGAACAGGGGGGCCGGUUUUUUAGCAAAAAUCCUUAACCAAAUAGCCCCUGAACCGCCUGAGACCGCCCUUCCUGUUACACACUGAACCGCAAUUAACCACCCGUACGUUUUAUCUGCGCUAUAGUAUCUCUUAUAUAUGAUUUACCGUGCUAAUAUUGCGUGUGCAUACUGUAUAGGUUGGCUGCUAUAUAGAUGUGCAUAGAAAAGUGUAUGCUCGUAUUGAGUAUAAUAGAGAAAAACCGACUGACACGCAUCGGUGUGUAGCAAGUUCUAGACUGUCGCGCAGUCGAUCUCAGCAAAGAUGGCUGCGUCCACGUCUCGGAAAAUCACUUACUUUGUCGAAGAGUUUUGAUGAAGAGUUCAUCGAAACGUUGGAUAUCACACAGAGUGACAUCGAAAUCGAUAUGGACGAGUCAGAUGUGAGUUGGAAAUAAUUUUUGACAUAUUUUAUCCCAGAUUUGGCGAAAUUUUUUAUUUUAUUUUCAUUCUGUCAGUAAUACUUAUAUUUUUUUGAAGGCGUGGGACUGGGGCGGCUGAAAAUCUAAACUUUUGCUUUUAUUUCUCAAGGGUCAAAGGUCAGUAUUCGUACAUCUAAUUGAACUUUGCCAUGUACCAUUUUAUUCAACAGGUCCUACGCUACAAAAUAAAUAUAACUUGUAAUGAACAAAAGUAAAUUUAUAAAAAACUGUUUCAAUUUGUUUGGAACAAUGCCUACAGAUUACCAGUUUUGUUUCCUCUAGUGAGAGAUUGCCUUUACGUGUCUAAUCUGUAGGUGCUGUAGGGUUAAAUCAUAGUGAAACAGUUUAAUUAGGCCUUCUUGAUUUCCUUUUCUGCAUAGAAGUAUAGUUAAACUCCUGGUCAUCUGAUCAUUUUCCUGACAUCGCUUGUUGAAAUAUUCUAAUUCACUGAUUUAAUUGGGUUUUGUUAACUCAAGAAUGUGUGCUCAUUGAUGUGGGUGGUCCAUGUCUUAGAAUGAGAUGCUAUAAUGUGUGUGUGAAAGUAUACAGGAAGUGAUGAAUUUGAACAGUUGGAAGACACUGGAACUAGUCUUGUGGCUAUGAAAAUUCAGUGGCUUCUGUGAUAAACAUGUACAUGUGUGUUUUCACUCUAAUCUACCAUUGCUGCUCCCAAGUUGUGUCUCGGGGUUGGCAAUUUCCCCGGAAAUGCUGGGAAAACUUGUAAAUGUUUGGAAAUACUUAAGAUGUACAGGGAGAUGCAGGGAAGUGGUAGAAUAUGCUUAAGAAAC